AUGCCCCCAUCAUGCGCAUCGGCAAUCCCAGCAGCACUGGCAUCAGCAGCAACCUGGAACCUAGCCGGGCUCCUAGUGGGGGCAGGCCUGUUUCUUGCGGGUGUCUCAGCACUGAUCUUUGUCGUCACAGCUAUACCUGCCAUCGUGGCUGCGAGGCAGGCAAUGCUGGAGCUACAGCGGACACUCAGGACACUGGAUCAGGAGCUCCCAGACACCGCUGCAGCCAUUCGCCUGUCUGGCCUGGAGCUGUCAGACGCCAUCGAGGAGGUGUCCCUCCUAAGCAAUGACUUGAGCCAGGGGGUGAGAGCAACAGCACAGAUGAUGACAGGCACGCAGAGCAGCAUCAUACAGGGGGUGGAGCUUGCCGGGGCAGCCAUCAAUGGCUACGUCCUUCCUGCAAUGAAGCAACGAGUCCCAGCAGCCAGGAGUGCGCUGGAGGCGAGGCUGCAGGAGAGCGCAAAAAUGCAGCGGCAGGCUCCGUCCGUUGCUGAGCUGGCAGCCAGCACCAAGGUGGCUGCCACCCGGGCGCGCGCCACGCUGGCGGCCGCCAAUCUGGCCGGCCUGGCCGCGCGACUCGUCGGCACCGCCCGCGCGCUUCGGCCCGGCUCACGCGCUGCCCCUACAUGA
This is a messenger RNA of Coccomyxa subellipsoidea C-169, 627 nucleotides long. RefSeq lists its product as hypothetical. Lineage: Eukaryota; Viridiplantae; Chlorophyta; Trebouxiophyceae; Coccomyxaceae. Bases 1 to 627 code for a protein of 208 amino acids. The transcript has 5 exons. The record is from RefSeq and is a predicted model, not a curated record.